CGAGACGAGACUCAACGUUCGAAUUUUCCGCCAUUUUGUGACGGACAUUACCGAGCGAUAAUUCAGUGAUUUUAUGUUAUUUUUUAUGCUAAAACAAAAAACUCUGGAUUACUAUGGACAGUAUAAGUAUACAGCGGAUCUACUGAUAUACAUCAUGUGGACGAUAAAGUCGCCAACGUAGAGAAAUUUCAUGUAGAAGUUCGAGAUUCAAAAUUAAAAUUUGCGCGCCAUUUUUCAUCGUCAUUGGAUUUGUGACUCAGAUUUGGAUUGUUUUUACCCCCAAAACAAGUUCCUGGAUGACGGAGCAUCGAAUCAUAGAUACCGUGGACAUAUUGGAAUAUUCCUGACUGCUCGGGCAGUUGAACAAACCGCGCCAUGCUCCGGCUGCCUACCCACCAGUAGUGACAGCCGAUGCAAUAGUAGCCAUGGCAACGCACAAGCAGCAAGUUGACAUGGAUGCCAUCAGUAUGCAAAGCCGCAUUCCGACGACAUUCAGAGAUCCCAGUGCUGCUCCUUUGAGAAAACUGAGUACAGAUUUGAUAAAGACUUACAAACAUAUUAACGAGGUAUACUAUGCUAAGAAAAAGCGAAGAGCCCAACAAGCCCAGGGUGACGAUACAAGUCAUAAAAAGGAACGCCGCCUCUAUAAUGACGGCUAUGAUGAUGAUAGUCAUGAUUAUAUCGUUAAACCUGGGGAGAAAUGGAUGGACAGAUAUGAGAUUGAUUCUCUAAUUGGAAAAGGCUCAUUUGGUCAGGUUGUGAAAGCAUUUGACCAUGCAGACCAAGAACAAGUGGCAAUCAAGAUCAUCAAAAAUAAGAAACCAUUUCUCAACCAGGCACAGAUAGAAGUGAGACUCCUUGAGCUUAUGAAUAAACAUGAUGCUGAGAGUAAAUAUUAUAUAGUCAAACUACGGCGACAUUUUGUGUUCCGCAACCACUUAUGUUUGGUAUUUGAGCUGUUAUCAUACAACCUCUAUGACCUAUUACGGAAUACUAAUUUCCGUGGAGUAUCGUUGAAUCUGACACGAAAGUUUGCCCAACAGCUGUGUACGGCUUUGCUAUUCCUUGCCACCCCCGAGCUGAACAUUAUACACUGUGACUUGAAGCCAGAGAACAUUCUAUUGUGCAAUCCGAAACGAAGUGCAAUUAAAAUAGUCGACUUUGGGAGUUCCUGCCAGUUAGGACAGAGGAUAUACCAGUAUAUACAGAGUAGGUUUUAUCGCUCACCAGAAGUAUUACUGGGUAUUCCCUAUGACUUGGCUAUAGACAUGUGGAGCCUCGGCUGUAUAUUAGUGGAGAUGCACACUGGGGAACCCCUAUUUGCUGGAUCUAAUGAGUUCGAUCAGAUGAUGAAGAUAACUGAAGUAUUAGGAAUUCCUCCAGCUUCCAUCUUGGAUAAUGCUCCAAAGGCUCGCAAAUACUUUGAUAAACUGCCCAAUGGUACUUAUGUCUGCAAGAAACCUAAAGAUGGCAAAAAGUACAAAUCUCCAUGUACACGUAAACUGCAUGACAUCAUCGGAGCAGAGAAAGGAGGCCCUGGAGGGCGCCGAGCAGGAGAGCAAGGUCAUUCAGUGUCAGAUUAUCUCAAGUUCAAAGAUCUAAUCAUGCGCAUGUUGGACUUUGAUCCCAAGAACCGGAUUACUCCAUAUUACUGUCUUCAGCAUAACUUCUUUAAGAGGACAACAGAUGAAAGCACUAAUACUUCUAAUAGUACGUCUACCAGCCCUGCAAUGGAGCAGACCGCUGCAGCCAGCCCCUCACAGGCUGCUAAUACCAGUAGCGGUCGUGCUCGGUCAGACCCUACUCACCAACAUGGGGGUCACAUAGGUCAGCAGCAUCCCCAGUCACACUCUGCAGUCCACCAAGGGGGCCAGCAUAGUGUUACGGGGCCAGUUACGAGUAAUGCUAUGGACUGUGAGUCACCUGGCUCACAGCAACAGCGACUACAACUCUACCAGCAAGCGUGGACAGGGGACCAGGGUCGGCGUAGCAACAGUGGUUCUAACCAAUCACAACGUCCCCACCAUUCUCCAUCUCAUGCUCAUACUUCUAGUGACAGUCAGAGGCCUCCCGCGCCCCGUAUCCCAACCUCAUCUAGCACAGGGCUUGAAUACACACCCAACUUUACAGGUGCACCCGCAACAUUGGACACAACACAGACUGGAUCUGGCAACAUGCAAUUGACCAACUAUAGCCACCCAAGCACUGGGGCUAGCCAUCAGUACCCUCAACACCCCCAGCCUACCUAUCUAGCUGGAGCUAACUUUCAAGUCCCCUAUUCAUCAUAUUCAAGUACAAGUUCAAAUCCGACAUUUACGGAGGGUUCAAGUCAGUCGCAUACACGGACUAGUUCAGAUCGUAGUGAAGAGAGCCCAAUGGUAGGUGUGUGUGUGCAGCAGAGUCCAGUAGCCAGCCAUUAACAUCACCCAGGCCAGACUAAGCAAUCAAUGCAGGUCCUGUGAGGUGUAGGGUAGGCUAUGGGGAGCUGAACACACACAUCGGGUGAACUAAAUGCAUACAUGGAGAGGAUUAUAGAUAGAGGCAAAUGUAGUGUGUUCAUUUUAACAGGCAUGGCAAGCUGUCAUAGACACAACUGGGGAAUAUACUACUACUAUAGUAAUUAUUACCACUAGGCUUGGCUAAUUCACGGGACCUCCUCAAAGUGUGGGCCAACAGUACAGGGCAAGCCAGCGAGGCAGGUACGCCGCGGCUCCUGUAUGCUGUACGCAUAACAGAGCAAACACAGAAUAGGUGCACACUGCAUACAGAAGUGCUGCACAAAAUAGAGAA
This is a messenger RNA of Owenia fusiformis, 2790 nucleotides long. Lineage: Eukaryota; Metazoa; Annelida; Polychaeta; Sabellida; Oweniidae. The record is from the annotation of a GenBank genome assembly.